CGCGCCCUGCUCUGCCGCCGCCGCAGCCUCCGCCGCCGCGGCGCCCCCGCCCGGCUCUCCGGGUUCACUCUCGGUCUCUCACUCCGUGAGACACAGACGGUAGCUUUCCGAACGAGCGGGGCACAGGCUGAGGCGGCGCCAGCACAACUGCCGCCGCGCGCCCCGAGGAGACCUGGGCACGAGGAAACAAGGCGAAGCCAGGACUCCUUCCCCCGGGCCGACCGGCAGCUCCGCGCCCCAGCGCGACACGCUUCGCAGCCACUUCGCGGGGCGGGCCAGGACUUGGGGACGCGGCUCGGGAAGAGCCGGGGCGGGCGGCGGCGGCACCGGCGCGAGGGUGCGCGCACUGGGACUGGAGAGGAGUGAGUGGUGGGCUGGGCGGCGGCGGCCGUAGCCGCGGGUGCCUCCCCGCCUCACCGCUUCGCAGGCAGUACCGCCUCCCGGGCCGCGGCCGCCCGGCCGGGUCCUCUGCGCGUUCCCGGGCCCGGAGCCGGCACACGAUGCCCCCGGCUGCGUUCUGAUCGCCGCCGCGCCUCAACCUCUGCCGCGAUGAUCCCCCCUGAGCAGCCGCAGCAGCAGCUGCAGCCGCCGCCGCCAGCCCCGCCGAACCAUGUGGUGACCACCAUCGAGAACCUGCCGGCCGAGGGCAGCGGCGGCGGCGGCGGGAGCCUGUCCGCCUCCUCCCGGGCUGGCGUGCGCCAGAGGAUCCGCAAAGUGCUGAACAGGGAGAUGUUAAUCUCUGUGGCCCUGGGCCAGGUGUUAUCCCUCCUUAUUUGUGGAAUUGGCUUGACUAGCAAGUAUCUGUCAGAAGAUUUCCAUGCCAACACACCAGUCUUCCAGAGUUUCCUCAAUUACAUUCUUCUCUUCUUGGUCUAUACCACCACACUAGCCGUCAGACAAGGAGAAGAAAACCUCCUGGCAAUUUUACGACGAAGAUGGUGGAAGUACAUGAUUUUGGGACUCAUAGACCUGGAAGCAAAUUAUCUGGUGGUCAAGGCUUACCAAUACACAACUCUGACCAGUAUCCAGCUCCUGGACUGUUUUGUGAUCCCAGUCGUGAUUUUGCUGUCCUGGUUCUUCCUGCUGAUCCGGUACAAGGCUGUGCAUUUCAUCGGCAUCGUCGUCUGCAUCCUGGGAAUGGGCUGCAUGGUGGGAGCAGAUGUGCUUGUGGGAAGGCAUCAGGGAGCAGGGGAAAAUAAGCUGGUAGGGGACCUUCUGGUCUUAGGAGGAGCCACACUCUAUGGUAUUUCUAACGUCUGGGAAGAAUACAUCAUCCGAACUCUGAGCCGAGUGGAAUUCCUGGGAAUGAUUGGUCUCUUUGGAGCAUUUUUCAGUGGAAUUCAAUUAGCUAUAAUGGAGCAUAAGGAACUGUUAAAGGUGCCCUGGGAUUGGCAAAUAGGACUGCUCUAUGUUGGCUUUAGUGCCUGCAUGUUUGGACUCUACAGCUUUAUGCCAGUCGUCAUAAAGAAAACCAGUGCCACUUCAGUCAACCUCUCUCUGCUCACAGCAGACUUGUACAGCCUGUUCUGUGGAUUGUUUCUCUUCCACUACAAGUUUUCAGGACUUUAUCUCCUGUCUUUCUUCACCAUCCUCAUUGGGCUGGUGCUGUACUCCUCCACCUCCACCUACAUAGCCCAGGACCCCCGAGUGUAUAAGCAGUUCCGCAAUCCUUCAGGACCUGUUGUGGACUUACCGACCACAGCUCAGGUGGAACCCUCAGUCACCUACACCAGCCUGGGCCAGGAGACCGAAGAGGAGCCUCAUGUUCGUGUGGCCUAGGGUGAGGCCCGCCCUGCCCACUGAGGCCAACUCAUUGGCCAUGUUUUUGCCCAUCAUCUCUGUAUUGUACAUAGAGAAAGGUAUUUACUAGGUGCAGUUUACACAGGUGGACUGCAAGGUAGCAAAUCCUCCGAAACCUUGUGAAAGGAACAAGCUCAACAUCACUGGAGACACAGGCUCUAAUCCACCUGACUUGGAAAGAUGCCUAGCUAAUGUGUAUCCUGCUCACAACUCCCCUGCAUUCAUUACUGUGAAAAUUUUUGAAUCAAAAGCAAGUAUUAUUAUGAUUUGUAUUGUUAUUAUCAUUGUUACUGUUAUUACACCAACUUUCAGGAGGAUGUUUUGUACUCCUGAUGGAAACUAUUGCCAGACCCACAUAUAGUCAACAUAAACCCCACUUUUCUAUGGCAAUUCACUUUUUAAGAGUCAUACUUUAUUUUUUUGCACAGACUAUAUGAGUGAUGCAUGCCACAGGAGCUCCACCCCUGAGAAGUUUCCUUAUCCUAGGGACCUGGUGGUUAAUGGUUUCCUCUGUUACCUGUUGGAUAGCCUGCUCAAUAAGUAUUUUGUGCUGUGACCUUUGUGGGGAGGGGCAACUGACCAUAUAAUUCUCUAUUCUAGGAAUAGAUAUAAAAGAAACAUUUUAGCCUUUUUAUAUUUCGAUCUCUGAUUACUCCAGGCCAUUGCCUUUCUGUUGUGCCACGUGAUUCUGCUAAUCAAGUCCCUGUAAUAACAGGAUAAGGACUGUUCCAUUUCUGUGGCUUUUGGGAGCCCCCAGAAAUAAUAUCAUUUGUGUUUAGGACAAUAUAUAAUUACAAAAUCUUUCUGUCCCUCCCCGUAGCCUCUCUUCAAAAACUAUGUUUUAUUUUUUUUCCAGAUUUCCUUAGUGAUAAUAUGGAAAUUAAUCAAGGCACUGGAAAAAGCCAUGGUCCUCUGCCCUUUUAAUUCUGUGACACCUUUUUAAAAAUACACCAGCAUGGAAAUUACCUUUAUUGUGGAAAAUCAUUGGUUGUGCCACCUCCUAACAAAGUCAAGGUGCUGAUGUGGAGCAGUCUUUGAAAAUGGCUUCAUUGAGCUGGCCACUUUGCAGUGGUAAUGGUGUCAUCAUUGAAAAAGUCUGGCAUUUUGGUCAUAUUUGGCAUCCAUUCGAUAACAGAUACAUUGACACGACAUUCUUUUUUUUUUGAGAUGGAGUCUCACUCUGUCGCCCAGGCUGGAGUGCAGUGGCGCGAUCUUGGCUCACUGCAACCUCCGCCUCAGGGAUUCACGCCAUUCUCCUGCCUCAGCCUCCCGAGUAGCUGGGACUACAGGCGCCUGCCACCACGCCCAGCUAAUGUUUUGUAUUUUUAGUAGAGACAGGGUUUCACCGUGUUAGCCAGGAUGGUCUCGCUCUCCUGACCUCAUGAUCCGCCCGCCUCGGCCUCCCAAACUGCUGGGAUUACAGGCGUGAGCCACCGCACCCGGCCGACACGACAUUCUUAUGAACACAGAGAAUACUGCAGGAUCCUGAUAAAACCUUGAGUGAUAUGUCACUAGUCUAAUCUGUUGCCCUUAAAAUAUCCCUUUUUUCAAACACAGGAAAUUAAGAAACACCACAGACCUCUAUUAUUUAGAAUAGAUUCUGUGUGUCAGUAUGUGAUGUACUCUUUUAGUUUGACUGACUUCAAUACCAUUCAAAAAGAUCCUCAAUGGAGUUACAGGGUUUAUAGGGGAAAAAUACAUGUUUAUGAGACAUUGGGCAAUUCAAAUCAAUAUAUGUUACACAAGCAAGCAAAGCAAAACCCAUUGGUGUCUCUGGAAAGUAAAAGGACAGACUACAGUAGAAGGACUGAUCCCAGAGUGCCUGUACAAGGCCUAAAUCUGGCAGGCAAAAGCAUCCCACACUGUCUGUGAGCACCCACAGGUAAGUGGACCUACCCUUGGAGAUGGAGAAGAAAAAUUAUCUUCUCUGAUAUUCGGAUGUAAUGGUCAUCUCAGUUCAGCCCCCAGGAAACAUGUUUUAUUUUCCAUGGGGAAAAUAUCAGCGUUAAAGCUCUAUCAAAUCAAAACAACUUUGCCAACAUUUUCUCUCUGCUACCUUUUAAACCAAUUAAAUACCUUUCUCUGAAUAUUUUGUCCAUUCAGAUCCGAAGACCUUUAAAGACUGUGGUUUUAUUUUUGUGUUUACAUUCCUUUGGUUUGAAUAAUUUGCUUGAUUUAUUGCAUUUUUAGUAUUUAUUUUAAGCCAGAUGUUUUCGUCUUUGAUUCAUUUUUAUGACAUUAAUUUGUAGACACUUAGUAAAGUCUUAUGAUAAGCAAGUGGAUGAAAUUAUCUCCAAGUCCACUCAGUAGACUGGAGUUUUUUAAAAAUAUAAAUUUCCAAAAAGUUUGCAAUCAACAGAUGGCUAAAGGUUGCCAUCUGAGUUAUUUUAUAGGAUAUUUUAAUCGACUCCAUUGUAUGGAAACCAAGUGUGAAUGUUAAGAUGAAUUCGCCGUAUACCCUUUAUCAUUCAGUGUCCUUGUACUCAGACUUUCAUGUCCCUGGGUGACCUCAAUGUGUUGGUUUGUCUCCAUUUAGAAAGGUUGAUAAUAUAUUGAAUUGUUCAAGAUCAGGAGUUCCAGACUGACCCUUCAGGAAAAAAAAAAAAAUUGCAAAGAACAAAUUCUUUUUCUGUGUAAAAAACACUGAUCCUUUGGGAAUGGGGCGGGAAACGGGAGUAGGACAACAUUAACUUUAGCUGUUUUAGUUUCUGAGAUUUCAUAACCUCAGUAGACACCAGCAAAAUGUUCAGUUUUUAAGUCCACCACCAAUCUCUCCUCAAUGAAUAAGACUUUAGCAAUUUGUAUAGAAUUUGGUCAGGUAAGAGCAAACCACAAUUCUCCUAAACCCUGCUAGAGAUUAAGUGGUGGUUCUCACUUCCUCAAUGAAAACUUGCACUGGGGACAGCGCUUGCCUUGGUCAGACCUUCCCACAUCUAUAUACUCUCAAAUACAUGACCAGGUGACCAAGCAAUGGAAAAAUUUGCACCACCAUGUCCCAUGAAAUUGUUUCAAUGUUUAGUUUAGAUAUUGCUAACUCGUGCUAUUAACCUUUUGACAAGCGUGUAGUAUUGUUUGGUUUGGGUUUCUUUUUGAUUUAUAACUAUUUAGUAGUCCCCAGCUAGCUACCAGUACAGAUUUUACCCCAUGGGUAGGAUUCUAUUGUUAAGCCACAUAACACAGCACACUAAUUCUGACAACACUGCAAAUGGAAAAUACGAACCAAAAAAAAUUUACACCGAUAAGUUCAACAAACUGUCCAUUUUUGAUAUUUGCAUGCUCCCCUAUGGACUGGCUGUGGCAAUGUAAUGCCUGUAUAAUGUUUUCAAAUAAAAAUAAAUGCUUUAUGAAAGCACCAAA
This is a messenger RNA of Pongo pygmaeus (Bornean orangutan), 5157 nucleotides long. It is a transcript of the gene SLC35F1, whose product is annotated as solute carrier family 35 member F1. The transcript is spliced from 8 exons. Bases 550 to 1779 code for a protein of 409 amino acids. The record is from RefSeq and is a predicted model, not a curated record. Gene Ontology annotation, cellular component: membrane. NCBI's taxonomy places the organism in Eukaryota, Metazoa, Chordata, Mammalia, Primates, Hominidae. Gene Ontology annotation, molecular function: transmembrane transporter activity. Gene Ontology annotation, biological process: transmembrane transport.